AUAAUCCAAGGUUGUGUCUGUAUGGGUUUUUUUUUUAAGGAAAAAGUUCAAGACUCGUUCAGGAGACACUGUAAAGUUGUCAGAAUUGUUAGAUGAAGGAUUACAACGAUCACUCCAGAAGUUAAAGGAAAAGGAGAGGGAUAAGGUUUUAACACCAGAGGAACUAAAGACUGCCCAAGAAGCUGUAGCUUACGGCUGCAUCAAGUACAGUGACUUGUCACACAACCGAAACCAUGAUUAUGUAUUCUCUUUUGAUAGGAUGCUGGAUGACCGAGGAAACACAGCUGCUUAUCUACUGUAUGCUCUCACGAGAAUGAAGUCAAUAGCUCGAACGGCCAAUGUUGAUCCUAAAGUCUUGCAGACUGCCGUUAAGGAGACUAAAAUACACCUAGAUCAUCCUAAAGAGUGGAAACUAGCAAAGGCUAUACUGAGGUUUCCAGAAGUGAUAUGCGAGAUUCUGGAGGAUCUUUGUCUUCACACACUUUGUGACUACCUGUACGAGUUAGCAACGACAUUCACAGAGUUCUACGAUAGCUGCUACUGUGUAGAAAAGGACAGGCAAACGGGUGAAAUCAAGAAGGUAAAUCUGAGCAGACUGCUAUUGUGUGAAGCUACAGCUGCUGUUCUCACUAAAGGGUUCCAUAUUUUAGGAAUCCGAACCGUAGAAAAAAUGUAACAAGUGUUGAUUUUCAAGUAUUUGUUUUUCAGGAUCCAAUUUUUGAUAAAAUGGCCUCUUUAAGCUAAGGUCAAAUAACUCUGGUAUUGUUAGGUGUGUGUGAUAAAACUGGCAGAAAACACAAACAUUUUCUAACAUUAAUAUAGUAAGUAGACCAUAACCUAUGUAUUAAUCUUUAUUCUUCUGGGACCAUAACCUAACAUUGUGAUACAUCAAUUGUUAAAUGCAGAAGGAAAAUCUUGAACUAAGAUACAUAAUUAAUGAAAGAAAUGUACUUUUCUCUGUGUUGUCAUGAUCAAUAAAUUAUGUGAAAACAAAAAUGUAUUAAAACAGCUA
Molecule: messenger RNA, 1012 nt
Organism: Limulus polyphemus (Atlantic horseshoe crab)
Lineage: Eukaryota; Metazoa; Arthropoda; Merostomata; Xiphosura; Limulidae
Product: arginine--tRNA ligase, cytoplasmic-like
Exons: 5
Coding region: 260-676 (138 amino acids)
Biological process (GO): arginyl-tRNA aminoacylation
Molecular function (GO): ATP binding; arginine-tRNA ligase activity
Source: RefSeq, a predicted model, not a curated record